CGGGUUCUUGCCGGCAGCCCGGGGGUCUGGACGUGGCCGCGGUCAGCUGGCGUGUCCCCACCAGCACUGACGGCGCUCCUGCUGUGACAGGCUGAUUUAUAGUCCCGCGUUACACCAACGCAGAGCCUACGUGCGCGUCGCCGCGUAACCUACGCCGUCGUUUCACCGCGGGACCAUAACCCAGGCUUGAAGCCUGCCCCCCUCCUGCACCGUGUUGUCUGACGGCUCCGUUAACUCCCGGCACACCGCGACCCCGCUCACGCCGUCGUCGGAAGGACCAGCCCGGGUUCAACAUGUCGGUCGCUGGGUUCAAGAAGCAGUUUUAUAAAGCCAGCCAGAUGGUAAGUGAGAAAGUUGGUGGUGCCGAGGGAACUAAACUAGAUGAAGACUUCAAAGACUUGGAACGGAAAGUAGAUGUUACCAGUAAGGCUGUAGUGGAGGUCAUCUCCAAAACAUCAGAGUACCUGCAACCCAACCCAGCAUCACGAGCCAAACUGUCUAUGCUGAACACCAUGUCUAAGAUCCGAGGUCAGGUGAAGAACCCGGGCUAUCCUCAGGCCGAGGGGCUGCUAGGAGAAUGUAUGGGGAAAUAUGGACGGGAACUCGGAGAGGAGACUAACUUUGGUGGAGCUCUAGUAGAUGUAGGAGAAGCCAUGAAGAGAAUGGCAGAAGUAAAAGACUCUCUAGAUAUUGAUGUGAAACAGAACUUUAUUGAUCCAUUGCAAGGGCUUUGUGACAAGGACCUCAGAGAGAUACAGCACCAUCUGAAGAAGCUUGAAGGCCGUCGCUUGGAUUAUGAUUACAAGAAGAAACGUCAGGGCAAGAUCCCAGACGAGGAACUUCGGCAGGCCCUAGAGAAAUUUCACGAGUCAAAGGAAGUGGCUGAGACAAGCAUGUACAACCUGCUGGAGACUGAUAUAGAACAGGUGAGCCAGCUCUCCUCCCUGGUGGAGUCCCAGCUGCAGUACCACAGAGAAGCUGUGCAGGUGCUGGAGGAGCUUUCUGAGAAACUGCGGGACAGGAUGACUGAUGCUCAGUCUCGACCGAGACGUGAAUACACACCCAAACCCAAGCCUAUCUUUGACUUUGGAGAGAACAACCAUUCAAACGGUGGUUACACACCCUCGAUGGCCCCUGCCCCUUCACGCAACUCAGUCCCAGAGCAGCCGAGCUGCAAGGCGCUGUAUGACUUUGAGCCAGAGAACGAAGGAGAGCUGGGCUUCCGCGAGGGCGAUAUCAUCAUCUUGACCAAUCAGAUCGAUGAAAACUGGUACGAGGGCAUGCUGAACGGCCAGUCGGGAUUCUUCCCGCUCAACUAUGUUGAGGUCCUCGUGGCGCUGCCACACUAAUACAGUGUGCAACAAGGAGAUUGCUAGGGAAGCAGAAGAGAGAGGGAGUGGAUGUAGUGAAGACGAGAAGCAGUUCAGAGGUUUCAUUCUCACUCUCUUCUCCAUCAUCAUCACAGAUGAGCACUUUUUGUCACCUCAAGAUCUGGAGAUGAUCCCAGACCAGAAUAGAGGUCUGAGAUAAAAAAAAGUUUCUAUCCUUCAACUGAAAGUAAGAAGAGUUUUUCAAAAACUAACUGAUAAUUUGUUUAUAAGCAAUAAUUUUUGAACCACAAAUGAAUGCUACAGAAAAAAAAAAAAACGUUUUUUACAUUUCAUAGCUGCAAUUAUUGGAGAGAAAGAUCAGUAGAUAAUUUUAAGAUCCAGGUAGGGCAAUUUAAGAGUGUUUUUUGUUGUUUUUUUAAGAUCAGAGUGACUUCACUGUAAAUGUCAUUUCAACGUGAAAAAGUAUCAUUUCAAAACAGGACUGAAGCGGAUACCUCGACGCCACCUACUGGCUUGACUGAGAAUUACUUUGAUCUUCAGUAAAAUGGAAUCACAAGAGGCUAGAAAUGGUUAAACCAGUUGUAUUACAAAUUGUGAAAAAAAAACUCUUGCAUUUACAUUUUAACAGGAAACAUGAGCCAAAAUUGACCUCUAAAUUUGUGUUGAGGUCUUGUCCUGAUAACGAUGUUCUUAUUAUUUUCUCCCUCAUUUUUUCUAAUAAGUUAAGUUGUCUGAUGGAGAUGGCUUUGGCAGACCUAAUAUAAUGGUUCCUUUUUUCUCAGUGUUGUGAGUUACGUCAGCCUCAAUGUUUAAAGAGUUGAACUGGUUACCGAACAUAUAAGAACAUUUAUUUGCACAUUGGUCUUCAAAUGAGGUUGAUACAUGUGACAGACCUACUCCACCCACAACACACAGACCCAAAGUUAAAUGCAGAGGUUGCACCUUUUAUGUCACUUAAAGCAGGUGUGUGUUUGUUGCUUAGAAACACACAAAAAAAAAGAUGUUUAUCGGCUAAUCUGUUUGAUAGAGGAGACAGAGCCAAAAAGACAAUAAAAU
Messenger RNA from Cololabis saira (Pacific saury), 2387 nucleotides. RefSeq names its product SH3-domain GRB2-like 1b (gene sh3gl1b). Gene Ontology annotation, cellular component: cytoplasm; glutamatergic synapse; presynapse. The record is from RefSeq and is a predicted model, not a curated record. Gene Ontology annotation, biological process: synaptic vesicle uncoating. Bases 294 to 1349 code for a protein of 351 amino acids. Gene Ontology annotation, molecular function: protein binding. The transcript is spliced from 9 exons. Lineage: Eukaryota; Metazoa; Chordata; Actinopteri; Beloniformes; Belonidae.